Epinephelus fuscoguttatus (brown-marbled grouper) is the source of this 8494-nucleotide messenger RNA. It is a transcript of the gene nktr, whose product is annotated as natural killer cell triggering receptor. Gene Ontology annotation, biological process: protein folding; protein peptidyl-prolyl isomerization. Gene Ontology annotation, molecular function: peptidyl-prolyl cis-trans isomerase activity. Gene Ontology annotation, cellular component: nucleus. Bases 4110 to 7901 code for a protein of 1263 amino acids. The record is from RefSeq and is a predicted model, not a curated record. The transcript has 11 exons. NCBI's taxonomy places the organism in Eukaryota, Metazoa, Chordata, Actinopteri, Perciformes, Serranidae.
GAUGUACACAGCUCAGUAACACCAUGUCAACAUUGUCCCCACCACCUUCCUCUGUCAGUCAGAGCAGUGCAAAUGUUUGCAAUGGUGCAGAUGCAAAUUUGUACUGAAGGGAUGUUGAAAGGAUUUUCUAUUCAGACAGCUACCACCACUCCUAAAGCCUCGGGCUGCUCAAAUUACUUUUUAUGUUGCAUAUGUGAUAUUUAUAGCUACAUGACUGCUACGACAUGCGGUCGGAUAUAGGCUGCAGGUUUCUCUGCUAAAUAUGACGACUCAGAGUACCACAGUGGAAGUAAGAUAUUAAGCCUUGCAACAUGGAUAUAAUAUAUGUAGAUAAAAUAAAGAUUUAGGCAUUGGGAUUUACUAAUAUUUAUGACUGGCAGCUUUUAUUCCAUAUGUAGCCCAUUAACUAUCUGCAUUUACUUUUCUGUCCUCCUGUGGAUUUUCACAAUUAUUGAAUUGGCUAUACCCUACAUCACUGUGAACCAAAGUGUUCAAUAUGUUUGGUUUACUGUGCUAUGAAAAUCAUCUUCAGCAGACGUCAAACUUGCUUUAGACAGGUGCUUCAACAUCUAGUUGCCUUGUUUUUGUCCAAAUUACAUAACUGUCAGACGCUUGUGUGCACAGCUUUUAUUUUAAAGCGCUAUUUUUCUCUUGGUUGUCUUAUGCUUUUUUUUUUUUUUUUGACAGCAGAACUCUUGAUACAUUAGCCGUUUCCAAAAAGCUACUUGACUCUCUGUGAACCAACAAUCAUUGAGAAUGUAACUUUGAUGAGAAGAAAGGGAAUAGAUGGAUAUCUGCCUCAAGCAAGUUUCAAGUCUAAGCAAGUUGCCUCCCAAAGCACGCUGAAGGGCAAGUUUGGUAUUUUUCAACCUGGACCCUAUUUUGCCGUGUUUUUGUGACUAAAUGACUCAUGAGAACAACAGUUCUUUUUUUUUAACUGGUCCAGUAUUGAAGGAGAGCACAGCAGAUGGUCGUCGCGAAACGGGCUACAAUUUAAGCAUUCGGUGCAUUUUUGCACCAGCUUACACCCACUAAAAGUGCUUGUUUAUGCCACUGACAGGCUUGGAUUGUCAUUUUAAGUAGGGAUGCACCGCAAUGAAAAUUUGUGGCCGAAGCCGAAUAAUAUUAAACGCUUGGCUGAAUACCGAGUACCGAAUACCGAAUAUUGUUGUUUAGCUUUUCAUUAGUUUUUGCAGAUGAACCCCCUCCAGAUUAGUGUUGUCACGGUACCAAUUUUGGGACCCACUGUAUGAUACCAAUGAAAAUAUCAUGGUUCUAAGUAGUAUCACGAUACCACAGCGAAAAUGAGGCAGAUGUGCCUUUUGUCAUUUAUAAAAAGAUAAAUCACUUUUCUAUAAUACUUCAAUGAUAUUUCAAUGGAAUAAAUUGCUUAUUGACUUAUUCAUACUUCAAAAACAGUAUCAAUCAGUGAUGAACAUAGGGGGGAUCAAAAUAAAAUAAAUAAAUAAAAUAAGAAUCAACCAGCCACCCUCCUCCCCUGACAGUCCCUUCAUAAGUAAUGAACAGUCCCUAAAGUGCAGUGAGGUUUGUGGGCCGUGAACGGCUCGUUUCUCCUCUGACACAUCACAUACCUGUGUUCGGCUGGCUCGGCUGUUCAGGUACUUUUGGGCAGUCGUGACGCCAAGAAGAGGAUAUUAUUGGAGUCGACUUCUCCGUCGCCAGUAAGCCUAUGGCCGCUGUAUUUGACAGGAAUACAUUACUGUCUGUGUCUGUGACCCCCGUUCAACCCACAAUCGGUGGGAUUCGCCUUUCGUUUCUGCUGCUGGUUGAAAUCUGUAGGCUGCUCACACAGCGUGCUGAAUGAUUUAAGCCUAUUUUGCUGACUCAAAACUAUUUUUAGUCGCAAAUGCGAGUGCGGUGACGGGUGGAUCGCCACACGUCACGGCACGCUGUUUGAUUGCGUUAUCAAAACACGCCACUAUUAUUCGGCCUUGCUUUUAACUUAUUCCACCGAAUACCGAAUGUGUGUUUUUUUGCAAUAUUUGGCUGAAUAUAUUCGGUUACCGAAUAUAUUCGGUGCAUCCCUAAUUUUAAGUGUCAACAGCUACUGGAAAGGUUCCCUACAGAGACAGAGACAGAGAUAUUUGUUGAAGAGUAAGAUACUUAAUGAACGAGAUAGUAGUGUGUUCGACAACCGUCUUUAUCAUAUGAUACUCAAGAAAAAACGCAGGUGCUCUUGAAGAAAAAAUGAACUUCAGGCACUCAUGCGUGGAGCAGAAACAGAUGCAUUUGAAUUUAGUUAAAAAGCCUUUAUUUCAAACAUGGCUGCUUACAUUAAAACACAGACUGGUUUCGAUCCUAAGGUCUUCGUCAGGGUGCAAAAGGGUGGACAGGAGUCAAGCAAACAUUUUAUAAGAUCCUUUUUGUUGAAUCAGCAAUAGCCCCGAAUUCCCUAUUGCCAAACCUAUCAGACUCCAUUUAAACAAACUGUAAUUUUAUCAUCAUAAAACACAAUUUAUUCAAAGUUGACAGAAACAUACUGAAAUUCACAAAAGCCGUCUAGGUUUGUUUUCCAACAAUUACCACCCCGGUUUGGUUGAAAUAAACCCUUAAUUCACCCAGUUAUAUGUGAAAAUAUGCUGCCUUUAUACAUGCUAAAAAUGCUGUUUAUUUAAAUGGAGUCAGAAUGUUGUCAGACACUUAGAACAACAAUCUGAGUCUGUCAGUGGCAAAAACAAGCACUAGAAUUUGACGUAAGUUGACGGUAUGAACCUGCCACGAGUGGUUACAUUGCAGCAUGUUUCGACACUGUAGACUGCAGCCCUCUCGCCCAAUACUGGACCACUUUUAAAAAUUGUUGUUUCCUUUAGUCACUUAUAUUGAAUAACGUAGUCUAACGAGUCUGGGUUGAAGAAACUGGACUUACCUUUUAAAGUGAAUGUAAACCAAUACAAUAUUAUUUGAAACCAGGUCAGAAUAAUGUAAAAUAUAUGUGAUUUGUAGGUUGUAGUUAAUCAUACAAAACCAGUUUGGUACUUCUAAAAAGUAUCAGAUGUAACAAUAAGAACAGCCUUUAUAAAACUGUGCCUUUAAGGAAGGACUGGUUGGUGAGGCAAUGAUUAGGUUUGGUGGAUUUAAAUGAUCCUGUUCCACUUUUGUCCUGUUCUUCCCUGAAUAUUUCCGCUGUUGUGUAACAGAGAACACGCUCUGAGACUUCGAUCCCUCUUUCUCUGCUUCUAACAGAUGAGAACUUCACUCUCAAACACGACAGAGCCUUCCUGCUGUCGAUGGCCAAUCGUGGGAAGGACACCAACGGUUCACAGUUUUUCAUGUGAGCAACAUUAAGUAAAUCAAAUCACUCUGCACCUUUUAUUAACUAUACCAUUUAACUGACAGGUCACGUAAAUUGUUCAUUUGCUUUCUGUCCCUUUUGAAACUGUAGAAUUUGUCAACAACCCGUCUCUGUGUGCAGAUAGAUUUUCAAAGUGCAGAGAAACAUGGAUUCAUUCUUUAUUUUACCUACAAAUGUGUUACAUUUUUUCUCUUGCCGUUUUUGUGUAAAAUUUACAGAAACUCUAGCAUCCUGCUCUUCCAAGGUAAUGUGUCUCCAAGGCUGUGUUUCUCUCUCUCCUGACUGUAUUUAUCAUUCACUAGUUUGUACUUUCAAGUCUUCUCCAGAGUGUUUAUUUUGGAUAUGUUUGGAAAACCAUUCACAAAUAGCUUGAGGUUAUUUGGCUUUGUAAACUUCCUUUAUCACUAAAACAGGUUGUCACCACAAGUAAAGAAAUGAGUAAACACUUGAAACAUAAAAGAGGAAAUGUACACUGGCUGUCUUCUUUAUAUAAUUGCCCACACUCUGUUGUUCAGGGUUUUUAUUGCCUGCUCCUGGCAGUUUUUAAUUCAACAGCCCAAAUUAUGAGUGUUUUCUAAAUUGAUUUGCAGACAAAUAUCAUUAAACUGGUGGUCUGACAAAUUCUGUACCUGUUUUGAGACUUUUCCUGUGGUACAGUAGCACCGGCACUUUGUUGAAGUUACUAUUUAUUCUCAUUCGUUUUCUCCUCUUUCUCCUUUUCUCAUGACCCCACCACUGCUGUUGGUUGACCCUCCCUGGCUUCUUUGCUGGAUUUUCGACAAACAGCACAACCAAGAUGGCGCCUCAUCUCGAUGGAGUCCAUGUCGUCUUCGGUGUGGUCAUCUCCGGCUUUGAGGUGAUAAAGAAGAUCGAGGGGUUAAAGACUGAUUCAGCCAGCAGACCUUACGCUGAUGUAAGAGUGAUGGACUGCGGACAACUCAUCACCAAGUCCGCUAAUGAUGUACUUGAAGGCAAGAGGAAAAGAACCUCCCAUUCUGCUGACUCGUCCCUCAAUUCCCAUGACUCAUCCUCUGAGUUCUCCUCAUCAGUGGGAUCUGAAAGUGAAUCAGAUGAAAAGCACAAACAUCGCAGGCACAAGGGACAUUCAAAAAGUAAACGGCCUAAAAAGAAAAGUAGGGAAUCAAAGAAGGAGAACAUUGACGUUCCCCCCAAGCAAAGCUCUCGCAGUCCUGUGGAAAGAGAGGUGCUGGAGGGAGACAAUGAAGUGGAGGGAGAGAAGGAGCAGAGUGGGAAGAGAGAGAAGCCUGUAGUCCGACCGGAGGAAAUCCCACCGGUACCAGAGAACCGCUUCCUGCUGCGACGGGACAUGCCAUCUCAGGAAGAUAAAACAGUGAUAGUUGAGAAAGAAGAAACAUCUCUGUCAGCUGACCAGAAACCAGCUGUCUCCAAGUCUGGACGAAAGAUCAAAGGCAGAGGAACAAUGAGAUAUCACACCCCCACAAGGUCUAAAUCGCGUUCUGCAUCUGUGGAAGAACGUGGUAGCAGUGAAACUCCACCACACUGGAAAGAAGAAAUGAAGAGAACUAAAGUUUAUCAACCACCGAGCAUCGAGAGAUGGAGCAAAGGAGACAAAUUGAAUGACCAUUCCUCAAGCAGAUGGGACGACAGAAGUGACUCUGCAUGGUCCCGGUCGGCAGAACAUUCCUCAGACCGCAGCUCUGAGAGGUCCAGUGUGCACCGCCAACAGAAGAAGGAGAAGAAGAAAGCCAAACACAAGAAGAAGGCCAAGAAACAGAAACGUAGCAAGAAGAAAAGCUCCAAGAAUAAACCUCAAGAGACUCUCCCGUCAGAGGGUGAAAGAUCAUUGUCUUCAGAAAGAAGGUCUAGAAGAUCCCGGUCUCCAUCCUGCUCCUCUUCAAAUCAGCAUAAUUCGUCAAGUCGGAGAAGACGGCGGUCCUCGCUGUCUUUAAGAGACUCACGGUCCUACUCUAGAUCCUACACAUCUAGUCAGUCCAGAUCUAGAGGGAGGUCUAGGUCAUAUUCAAGAUCCAGAAGCCCAUCUAGGUCCAGAAGUCGGUCUUUGUCUAGAUCCAGAUCACAGUCCUAUUCUCAAUCUCGGUCUAGAUCCAGGUCAAGAUCAAGAUCCAGGUACAGAUCUAGGUCUUUGUCUUCAUCCAGAAGGAGGAGCUCUUCCAGAUCUCAGAGAAAGAGGAAAGCCAGUAAGCCUAAAGCAGACACCAGGAUGCCCGAGAAGCUUCAAGAGAGCAAAGUCACACCUGUCUCCAGACUCCCGAAUGUCCCAGCUCCUGAAAGUGUCCCCGUGAUCCCAAUGAGCGACAGUCCCCCACCCUCCCGCUGGAAACCCGGUCAAAAGCCCUGGAAGCCCUCUUACAUCCAAAUUCAGGAGAUUAAAGCUAAAGUAGCUUCCAACUCCUCAACCGGACAAAUGGUUGCUGCUGUUACAGAAAAAAGUCAGACUUCCGUUACGCCAAAGUGUCUGUCAGCUGACUCUGAAAGCCACAAACCUGCAGGGCGGUCACGUAGCAGGUCCUCCAGGAGCAAAUCCUACAGCCGCUCAUACAGUCGUUCACGGAGCAGAAGUUAUAGUAGGUCCAGGUCCAGAUCGCCUCGUCAGUAUAACAGCAGGUCAUCAUCCUACAGUAGAUCAGACUCUGACAACUCCCAGAAAACACGCAGCAACAAGAAGAAUUCAUUAGACAAGGAAUGGAAAGAGUACUACAGCUCUCUGAAGAGGAUAAAAGAUUCAGAUAAGUACGUUUCACUCACCAGUAGUCAAGAUGCUCAGUCAGAAACAGAGAAGAUGGCAGGCUGUGAGCGUAGUCCUGAUAUCAGUGUCCCGAGUAGAGGUGGCUCUUUGGAGAAAAGAAAAGAGAAAGGCAGCUCAAUGCCGGCAGAGAGCUUUAAUAGCAGGUCUGAGUGGGAUAGUGACAGUGAUAAAGUGAGCCAAAGCAACAGUCCUGCCCUGUCAAAAAAGCAGAAACAAGCCAUUCAGUCCGGUGAAUUUCCUGACAAGAAGUUGUCUGCAUUUACUGGGUGGAAUUCAGAAAGUGAUUCUGAAAAUAUAACCACCAGGACAAUGGCAAUAUCCGAAAAAGAGGAAGGUGAGGCUAGUUCAGAAUCAGACAAUGAGACUUCCAGAAAGGCGUCGGAGGCAGUGGCUGAACUGGAACAGAAGAUUGCUGCUGUCACUGCCACUGCUGCUGCUUCUGGUCAGCCAGAGGAAAGUGCUGAGAAGGCUUCAGAGCCCGAGAAGCACAAGAGCAAGAAGAAGGCCAAACGUAAGCAUAAACACAAGAGAAGAAGUGAGAACAAAAGUGGUUCCCAUCACAGUAAGGAGAAAGGAAAGAGAUCGAAGAGGAAACAUCAGAAGCUCAAAGAGACUUUUCACUGGCAGCCUCCUUUGGAGUUUGGAGAGGAGGAAGAUGAGGAUGAAUCAAAACGAGAGAAGCACAGUCCUAGUAGAAUUGUCAAAGAAAAGCCUGGUGGAGGCAGUAUGAAUGAAAAUAUACCGUCUUUAAACAAGAAUCCUGUAAAAGAAAAAGACAGGCCGCCACAGAGAGCAAAAGAAUGUAUCAACAAGAAUCCAAAACAUUCUGAACCCCAGCUUCAGUCAUCUGACAGGAACGAUGCUAACGUACCCAGUGUCAAAGAGCAAGAGUCAUUAGAUGAUAUGGACAUUUGUACCCCAGAGCAUGAAGCUGAAAUAGUAGAACCUCCAGUUACAGAGGAUUUUCAUAAUAAAGCCCCUGAAUUAACUCUAAAAUCUACCUCAAAGUCUACAGAUUCGUCAAGCACAGAUCAAGCUUUACCUCAUAGCAAAGAACAGCCUUCUGUUACCUCCACAACAACAGCUGGUGGACUGCAAGAUGAAGCAACCACUGGCAAACCCACUGGCACUGUAAUUAAUUUCAAAUGGAGGCCUUUGAAAGGAAUGUCAGCUCUACAGAAUGUGAACAUGCCACCUGUUGCCACGAAAAACAUCCAACUUCAAGACAACCAGACGCCCAACACGCAGGGAGUGAGAAUGGAGAUAAAAAGCAAAAGCCGGGUCCGACCAGGAUCUCUAUUCGAUGAGGUUCGUAAGACCGCACGGCUCAACCAGAGGCCGAGGAACCAGGAGAGCUCCAGCGAGGAGCGAUCCCCCUCUGUGGGGAAUACACGGGGAACUUCACACACACGGUCCCCGAAGAAGUCGCGCUCUGUUUCCAGUCACCGGUCCCACUCUAGAGGCUAUUCCCACUCCUACAGCAGGUCCAGGAGUCGAUCCCGCAGCUCCAGCUACUCCUCCAGGAGCCGCAGCAGGAGUCGGAGGAGACGUGGAAGAGGACGGUCGCGCUCUCGUAGCAGCACAUAUCGAAGUUACAGGAGUCACAGUCGGACGUACAGUAGAAGUAAUUCCAGGAGUCGUUCAUAUACUCGCCGUCGGAGAUCCAGGUCGGACUCCUACGACAGCUAUUCCAGUCGGAGUCGGAGUGUGAGCAGGAGACGAGGGCGCAGGCGAAGUGACAGCUACAGGAGCUCGGACCGCCGAUCCCGGUCGUACCGCUCCUCCAGCCGCAGUUCUUCCAGGCGCAGAAGUCACAGUCGCAGCAGUCGGUACAGCUGAGGCCUCGGGCAGGCUGUUUGGCCCGAGUCUGUUGAGAGGGAACAAAACCACAAAGUCUGGACACUGUGCGCAAACUAUAGUACUAACUGUUAUUAUUACACAUCAGCAACUAAAGCUCCAAUACUGUACCGUGUGACAGUCUUUGAGAAAAUGAAUGUUAUCGACAUAAAUGAACCACUUUACAAGCUCAGACAAAGAAAGCUCUUCUGUUAAAGUCUGUCACAGCUGAGAACAACAGCCUGGAGGCAUAACAACGGUUUCUCUGUGAUAAAUAAUGUGAGAAAUAAGCUGUAUAUAUUUUAUAUGACUGUAUAUUUGUGUAUCCAUUUUCUACUUCUGUUUUUUCUACACUGAAAUGUGUUUGGGAACUUAGCGGGCUUAGGUUGAGGUUAUGCCUUAAAUUCAGUUUUUGGUUUCUCUGCUGGGGAAAAAUAACUUUUAUUUUCGCAGUUUGAAGCUGUAAUUUGUCUGUUCGAUGGGUUUGUUACUGUUUCAUGAAUGUUCAAAGCUGUACUCAGUAACAAGUAUGUCUGAUGUCGAUUUAUUCAAACAGUUAGGACGGUUUACACUUAAUAAACCCUACAGCCUCUUAA